AUGAGCUCUACCGAGAACGCCGUAGUCGAACGAAGCCAUGACCCUGUCGGAGACGCUAUCCUUCCCAGCCUACCAAAGCGAGAGCCUGUCAUUGACCUGGUGGAGCGGGAAAAGCGUCCUGGUGGUGGUGGCUUUGGUCCUCAAAACAGGUCAAUUGAGGAAGUCGAGAAGCGAAAGAAUCGUUUCAAUGGUGUUGGUUUUGGCGACCCUAGAAGGCGUUCAGACAGCUUCGAGACUAGCAUGGAAGAUGACGAAGAUGAAGCUCGCCCCAAAAUUGGAGGCAACAAGAGAGGAUUGCAGCGUCCUGAUAAUGGAGGAGGUGGCUAG
This is a messenger RNA of Alternaria hordeiaustralica, 327 nucleotides long. RefSeq lists its product as uncharacterized. Lineage: Eukaryota; Fungi; Ascomycota; Dothideomycetes; Pleosporales; Pleosporaceae. Bases 1 to 327 code for a protein of 108 amino acids. The record is from RefSeq and is a predicted model, not a curated record. The transcript has 3 exons.